Molecule: messenger RNA, 1485 nt
Organism: Pezoporus flaviventris
Lineage: Eukaryota; Metazoa; Chordata; Aves; Psittaciformes; Psittacidae
Gene: BEST4
Product: bestrophin 4
Exons: 9
Coding region: 1-1425 (474 amino acids)
Molecular function (GO): chloride channel activity
Source: RefSeq, a predicted model, not a curated record
AUGACCGUCUCCUACACACUGAAAGUUGCCAACUCCCGCUUUGGAGGUUUCUCCAAGCUGCUCUUCCGCUGGAAGGGCAGCAUCUACAAGCUGCUGUACAAGGAGUUCAUCGUCUUCGCGGUGCUGUACACCAUGCUCAGCAUCAUCUACCGGCAGCUGCUGACCAAGGAGCAGAAGCGCCUCUAUACCAAAGUGGCUCAAUAUUGCAAUCGCUCCACAGACCUCAUCCCCAUGUCUUUUGUCCUAGGUUUUUAUGUGACCCUGGUCGUGAACCGGUGGUGGGCCCAGUACACCAGCAUCCCCCUGCCCGACCAGCUCAUGUGCGUCAUCUCCAGCAACGUCCAUGGCAAGGACGAGAGGGGCCGGAUCCUGCGGCGUACCCUCAUCCGCUAUGCCAACCUGUCAGCAGUGCUCAUCCUGCGCUCCGUCAGCACCAGGGUGCUCAAGCGCUUCCCCACCAUGGACCACGUGGUGGAAGCGGGUUUCAUGACACAGGAUGAGCACAAGAAGUUCGAGAGCCUCCACUCCGACUUCAACAAGUACUGGAUCCCCUGCGUGUGGUUCACCAAUCUGGCUGCCCAGGCCAGGCAGGAUGGCCACAUCCGUGAUGAUGUGGCCCUCCGCCUGCUCAUGGAUGAGCUGAAUCUCUACCGGGCCAAGUGCAGCAUGUUGUUCCAUUACGACUGGAUCAGCAUCCCCUUGGUGUACACACAGGUGGUCACCAUCGCUGUCUACUCCUUCUUUGCCUUCUGCCUCAUCGGGCGGCAGUUCCUGGAGCCACUAGAGCCAGGGCAGGAGGGGGACCUGGACAUGUACAUCCCUCUCUCCACCCUCCUCCAAUUCUUCUUCUAUGCUGGCUGGCUGAAGGUUGCAGAGCAGAUCAUUAACCCCUUUGGAGAAGAUGAUGAUGACUUUGAGACCAACAAGCUGAUAGACAGGAAUCUGCAGGUGUCCCUGCUCUCGGUGGAUGACAUGUACCAGAACCUGCCCCCGGCCGUGAAGGACAAAUACUGGAACGAAUCCACAGCUCAGCCCCCCUACACAACAGCCACAGCCGCUGAAACCUUGAAGCCCUCAUUCCUGGGCUCCACCUUCGACAUGCGCAUGUGUGAGGGCACAGAGCAGAGCCAGCCCAUGGAGGCCUUGCUGGCUGUGCCGUGCAUCCAGACACCUCUCCUCAGCCGCUUCUUCACUGCUGCAUCCCCUGCCAUCAGCAUCAAACACUUGGGCCGGGGCCCCCGAGUUCACCCCCACCUGCAGCAGCCCCAGGCAGAUGGUGGCUUUCCCUCCCCGCAUCCCAGCCGUGCUGGGGACCCUGAGGCUGUGGCCUGCAUCAAGGAGGAGAUGGAGGAUGACAGCCGGGCCAGUGAGACCACCAUGGCUGGUUGGUCAUCUGGAGGGGAACAGGCCACUGGAAGCCUCUGAAGUACAGAGGAAGGAGCUGCCACUGGUCCAGGUGAAGGCACCAUCCAGUGAUGGCACUGG